Cynoglossus semilaevis (tongue sole) is the source of this 3801-nucleotide messenger RNA. Its product is annotated as glutamate receptor ionotropic, delta-2-like. Gene Ontology annotation, molecular function: signaling receptor activity; ligand-gated monoatomic ion channel activity. The record is from RefSeq and is a predicted model, not a curated record. NCBI's taxonomy places the organism in Eukaryota, Metazoa, Chordata, Actinopteri, Pleuronectiformes, Cynoglossidae. The coding region runs from base 1345 to 3801 and encodes 818 amino acids. Gene Ontology annotation, cellular component: membrane. Gene Ontology annotation, biological process: monoatomic ion transport. The transcript has 16 exons.
UCGGGUGGUGUCCAGGAGGAAAAUUUGUUUUCUUCUAUGUGAAUUCCGUCAGAUCAAUAAAGCGUUGGUGACAGCAGCACGACGGCUUUCAUUAAACACAACGCAGAGGCUACACCGGUUACAUGUAUACUUGUCUGUUUACACAUUUGUAAAAUUGAAUGAUAAUUAACAUGAAAACUAUGGCAGAUGAAAACAUCAAACGAUGAGAAUCAACUCAGAUAGAGAACAACCAGAUAACCUUCCCUAAUUGGCACCUGAUCACCAGCUCUUGUAGAAACGAGAGUGUGAUGCGCCAGUUGCAAAGCUGAAGUUGGAUGAAUCCCUUCAUCUCCCUCCCUGUUGUACAUCCCACAACCCCCCUCCCCUCCCUGCCCCGGAGCCAGAACUCAUCUCUUCUUCUCGUAGGUAAUUCCAGACGGUGGAUGAACCUCUUGGCUGGCAACUGCUGCAGCUUCAGAGUUGCUGCCCCUCUCCUUUUUCCGCCCUCCUGGGUCUCCUCCCUAUCUCUCCCUCUCCUCUCUCUCACCCACACGCACGCGGUACCUCCUCAACGCCGAGGCUGACGCGAGUGCCCGCAGACGGAGUGCGGACCUCGGAGUGUCGUUACGCGCAUCUUGGGGUUUUUUUCCAGACAGCCUGCCUCACAUUUCUUCCCUAUCCCAACACAGAAAGGACGAGUGUCUGUGGAGCUCUCCUGUACCAUGCUGUGCCAUUUGACAGGGCUUUCAUCACGUGGCAUUUAUUCCUCUUCUAACACUUGUCUGUGACGAUGGUUCUUGUCAAAGAGCGGUCAAGUUUAGGAAAAAUAAAGAGGGAAAAUUGAAGUUUUGUCGUUGCUUUGCUCCGCUGAGGAUCCCGCAGCUGCUGCAGGUGAUUUGGUGAUUGGUGCAGGAGGGAAACUGCGUCGCCAGGUCUGACAGCCUGGGAUUUCUUUUUUGGGUCAUACAACAAGACCUGCUUUUAAAGAUAACAAGGUUUCCAUUGGCGUUGUCGAAUGGCUACAGUUGUAUUUCUUUAAAUGAUUCUACGGCUCCACAGCUUGCCCUGACGCGUCGGCGUUUGGAUGCGGGUUGUUGUCUGCUCGUACACGGUAUUUAAUGUUGGCACAAAUUUCAACAGGGUACCGGUAUGCGCGUCUUCCCGGGGAUCUCUGCUGAAUUCCAUCCACAGACCACUGUCAGGUGAAGAUCACACUACAGAGGCGCAGAUUACAAGGAAUUUUACUUCACCGCCCCACUGAUGGACUAGAAACAGAAGAUCCGGUUUCUAGGAUUUGUAACUCUGGCCGCUCUGACUCGCAGAGCCUUGCUUUUCAUAUUUUGGGGGAAAUAAUAUUUGGACACCAUGAAUGUUCUCUUGGUCAUGCUGCUUGUUGUCGUAUUUUGGAGCCAGCAGUGGAAGUCUGUGCUGUCGGAUUCAGUCAUCCACAUCGGUGCCAUCUUUGAUGAGUCAGCAAGAAAAGAUGACGAGGUGUUACGCCUGGCUGUGGCAGAUCUGAACCUGAACAAUGAAAUCUUGGAGACAGAGAAGGUGACCAUCUCUGUGGCCUUCGUCGAUGGGAACAACCCUUUCCAGGCCGUGCAGGAAGCCUGUGAGUUGAUGAACCGUGGUAUCUUGGCCCUGGUCAGUUCAAUAGGCUGCAUGUCGGCAGGCAGCCUUCAGACCUUGGCUGAUGCCAUGCACAUCCCCCACCUCUUCAUCCAGCGUUCCACAGCGGGAACACCCCGCUCUGCAUGCCCGCCCACCAGUCGCAUCCCAGGAUCAGAUGACUACACCCUAAUGGUGCGCCCCCCUGUCUAUCUUAAUGAGGUCAUCAUGCAAGUGGUUUAUGAGUACAGCUGGCAGAAGUUCAUCCUCUUCUACGACUCUGAUUUUGAUAUCCGUGGUAUUGAGGAUUUCCUGGACCGGACAUCUCAGCAGGGAAUAGACAUAUCCCUGCAGAAGGUGGAAUCCAACAUCAACAUGAUGAUCACAAGUCUGUUCAGAAUCAUGAGAGUGGAAGAGCUGCAUCGAUACAGAGACACACUACGCCAAGCCGUGUUAUUCAUGAGCCCAGCAACUGCCAAGGCUUUCAUCACUGAGGUGGUGGAAACCAACCUGGUGGCUUUCGAUUGUCACUGGAUCCUGAUUAAUGAGGAGAUCUCAGACUACGACUUGCAGGAGCUGGUUAUGAAGUCAAUCGGUCGACUGACUCUGGUGCGGCAGACGUUCCCUAUGCCUCAGAACACAACUCAGCGCUGUGUCAAACCCAACCACAGGAUUAACACUUCUGUCUGUGACCCUAAGAACCCCAGGGCGCAGCAGCUGGAGAUCAGCAACCGCUACAUCUAUGACACCGUUUUGCUGCUGGCCAAUACUUUCCACAGAAAGUUGGAGGACAGGAAGUGGCACAGCAUGGCCAGUCUGAGCUGCAUCAGAAAGAACUCCAAGUCGUGGCAAGGAGGGAAGAGUAUGCUGGAUACAAUUAAGAAGUUUGGUGUCAGUGGCCUGACAAGUUUCUUGGAGUUCACAGACAAUGGUACCAACCCCAACAUCGUUUUCGAAAUCCUUGGAACGAAUUAUGGAGAAGACAGAGGAAGAGGAGUCAGUAGGCUCGCCCUGUGGGAUCCAGUACACGGCUUGAACGGCUCAUUAACCGACAGGAAACUGGAGAACAACAUGAAGGGUGUGGUACUUCGUAUUGUGACUGUCUUGGAGGAGCCAUUUGUAAUGGUGUCAGAAAAUGUUUUGGGGAAACCAAAGAAGUACCAGGGCUUCUCCAUCGAUGUGCUGGAUGCCUUGGCCAACUACCUGGGCUUUAAGUAUGAGAUCUACAUCUCUCCGGACCACAAAUAUGGGAGCCUGCAGCCUGAUGGUCAGUGGAAUGGAAUGAUCGGAGAACUGGUCUUCAAGCGAGCAGAUGUUGGACUUUCUGCCCUAACCAUCACACCUGAGCGGGAAAGUGUGGUGGACUUAACCACACGUUACAUGGAUUACUCUGUGGGUGUUCUGUUGCGUAAGGCUGAGCGCACCGUGGACAUGUUCGCCUGCCUGGCACCUUUUGAUCUGUCACUGUGGGCAUGCAUUGCCGGCACUGUGCUUCUCGUCGGCAUUCUGGUUUACCUGCUCAACUGGCUCAACCCUCCCCAGUUACCAAUGGGCUCGGUGUCCUCCACAACUCUGUACAACUCCAUGUGGUUUGUCUACAGCUCCUUUGUACAGCAAGGUGGCGAGGUGCCCUACACAACUCUGGCGACGAGGAUGAUGAUGGGUGUUUGGUGGAUGUUUGCUCUGAUCGUCAUCUCAUCAUACACAGCAAACCUUGCAGCAUUCCUCACCAUCACACGUAUAGAGAACUCCAUACAGUCUCUACAGGACUUGUCCCGACAGACAGAGUUGCCUUAUGGUACAGUGUACGACUCUGCGGUUUAUAAUCAAGUCCGUGCCAAGGCUCUGAACCCCUUUGAGAGAGACCCGAUGUACGCCCAGAUGUGGCGAAUGAUUAACCACACUGGAGGAGUGGACAAUAAUGUUGAGGAGUCCAAAGAAGGCAUUCUGAAGGGGGUGAAGCUGGACAGACCUGGCAGACCCAAGCGCAUUGUAAGGGUCUGUUGGGAACGUCUGGCGGAAUCCCCGGUAAGGAUGGCCUUCAACUCCCACCAUCGGGAGAGCUUUGACCAGGACCUGCAGCAUGCACUGGGGUGGUUCGCAGCCGAGUGUGAAGCUGCUGAGAUGAGAAUCAGCACCGAGGCCAUGGUUCUCGACCAGAAAAAGGUGGUUUGCACCCUCCAGGUUGGGGAGGAGAUCCUGCCUCAGGGUUAG